Molecule: messenger RNA, 4832 nt
Organism: Acanthisitta chloris (rifleman)
Lineage: Eukaryota; Metazoa; Chordata; Aves; Passeriformes; Acanthisittidae
Gene: KAT6B
Product: K(lysine) acetyltransferase 6B
Exons: 5
Biological process (GO): regulation of DNA-templated transcription
Cellular component (GO): MOZ/MORF histone acetyltransferase complex
Molecular function (GO): histone acetyltransferase activity
Source: RefSeq, a predicted model, not a curated record
GCUAUUUACUUUCUAGAAGAGAGGGUCAAGCAGGAUCCCCUGAAAAGCCAUUGUCUGACCUGGGUCGUCUCUCAUACUUGGCCUAUUGGAAAAGUGUCAUAUUGGAAUACCUGAACUGCCACCAUGAAAAACAAAUCAGCAUCAAAGGAAUGAGUCGAGCUACUGGAAUGUGUCCACAUGAUAUUGCCACAACCCUGCAACAACAUAGCAUGAUAGAUAAAAGAGAAGAUAGAUUUGUAAUUAUUAGAAGGGAAAAGCUGAUUUCCAGUCAUAUGGAGAAACUGAAAGCAAAUCCACGUAUCAAUGAAGUAGAUCCUGAAAGCUUGAGAUGGACUCCUUUGUUAGUUUCUAACGCUGCAGUUUCUGAAGAAGAAAGAGAAGCAGAAAAGGAGGCUGAGCGUCUGAUGGAACAAGCUAGCUGCUGGGAAAAGGAAGAGCAAGAAAUAUUCUCUUCAAGAACUAAUAGUAGGCAAUCACCUGCAAAAGUACAAUCCAAAAACAAAUAUUUGCGAUCUCCAGAAAGUGUGGCAGUGGUGGGGGAGCGAGGGCAAUCCACAGAGCAAUCGAAGGAAAGCAGUGAGGAGGAUGGUGGGGAUGAGAAUCAGCAGAGUUCGCCUCCCCGACUGACAAAGCCACAGUCGCUGACCAUAAAAAGAAAGAGACCUUUCAUACUGAAAAAGAAAAGGGGCCGUAAACGCAGAAGAAUAAAUAGCAGUGUCACAACAGAGACGAUUUCUGAAACAACAGAGGUGUUGAAUGAGCCAUUUGAUAACUCAGAUGAAGAGCGACCCAUGCCACAGCUGGAACCCACCUGUGAGAUGGAUGGUGAAGAUGAUGACUUGAAGCCUGUGAUUAGAAAAGGUUUUGAGUAUCAACCUGGGCAGCAGAAGCAAGAAGAGGAAGAAGAGCAGAACAAGGAAGAGAAAGAUACUCCUUGUUACAGCAGCGGUGAAAAUUGUACAGAUAAUGCAGAGGAUGUAGCUGUGUUGGAAGAAAGCACUAAAGACAAUCUUGAACCUUUAAAGAGUAAGCAGGGUUGGCCCAAAGGAGUUAAGCGUGGUCCAUCUAAAUGGAGGCAAAGCAAAGAAAGAAAACCUGGCUUUAAGCUUAAUUUAUACACUCCACCUGAGACUCCUAUGGAGCCUGACUAUCAGGUGCUGGUGGAAGAACAAAAGGAAGUAGCUGAAGACAAGCCCUGCCCUGUUCCUGCUGUUACGGAGGAACCUGUUAAAGAACCCGUUGAAGUAUUACCAGUACCAGAUGAUGAGGUAAAAGAGGUAGAACCUGAACCUCUGCAUCCACCCAGUGAACCCUUUGAAAAACAAGAAAAUGAUACUAUGAAAGCUGAGGAAGAAGAAAGCAGUGCAGAAGAAGGUGGAAUCAAUUCAAAAGAUCAAGAAAAAGACAAAGCAGAAGAAGUGUUUGUGCAUAAACAGGAGUCUGUGCAUUUGGAUGAUCAGGAGGAAGAGGAGGAGGAGGAUGAAGAACCUUCUCACAAUGAGGAUCAUGAUGCAGAUGAUGAAGAUGAUAGCCACAUGGGUUCAACAGAAGUGGAGAAAGAGGAAUUGCCUGGUGAAGCUUUCAAAGAAAUGCUGGAAACACAGCAAUCUUUUUUAGAGGUAAAUGUUCAAACUGGUAAUUCAAAUCAGGAGGACUUAAUGGAUUGUGGUGUUGACCUUGCAGCUGAUGAGUGUGAAAGUGACCAGAAAGAACUUGCUACAGAUUCAGACCCAGUGCCUGAAUCUGAUGAUGAUCAUACAGAUAACAACCAGGACCAAAAAGCUGGUGAAGAAUUACAUUCCGAUUUUAAGGGAGAGAGUACUGAGGCUAUGGAGAUUGACUCAGAGACGGUUCAAGCAGUACAGUCUCUAACCCAAGAAGCAAGUGAACAUGAAGAUACAUUUCAGGACUGUGCAGAGACUCAAGAGGCAUGUAGAAGUUUGCAAAACUACGCCCAUAAUGACCAAAGUCCCCAAAUGACCACACUGGAUGAUUGUCAGCAGUCUGACCACAGUAGCCCAGUUUCAUCUGUGCACUCUCAUCCUAGCCAGUCAGUUCGUUCUGUUAGUAGUCCAAAUGUUGCUCCCUUAGAGAACAGCUAUGCUCAGAUUAGCCCAGAUCAAAGUGCCAUUUCUGUGCCGUCUCUACAGAACAUGGAGACCAGCCCAAUGAUGGAUGUUCCCUCAGUUUCUGAUCAUUCACAACAAGUUGUGGACAGUGGGUUUAGUGACUUAGGAAGCAUUGAGAGCACAACAGAAAACUAUGAGAACCCAAGCAGUUAUGAUUCUACGAUGGGUAGUAGCAUCUGUGGAAACAACUCUUCUCAAAACAGUUGCUCGUACAGUAGCCUUACAUCUAGUAACCUAACUCAGAGUAGCUGUGCAGUGACCCAGCAGAUGUCUAGCAUUAAUGGAAGCUGCAGUAUGAUGCAACAAGCAAACAUCAAUUCUCCUCCCACCUGUAAUGUAAAAUCUCCCCAAGGUUGUGUUGUUGAAAGACCUCCAAGCAGCAACCAACAGUUAUCCCAGUGCAGCAUGGCUGCUAAUUUUACACCACCUAUGCAGUUGACUGAAAUCCCUGAGGCUAGCAAUGCCAACAUUGGAUUAUAUGAAAGAAUGGGGCAGAGUGAAUUUGGAGCAGGGCAUUACUCACAGCCAUCUGCCACCUUUAGCCUUGCCAAACUGCAACAGUUAACUAACACGCUUAUGGAUCAUUCUUUGCCUUACAGCCAUUCAGCUGCUGUAACUUCCUAUGCAAACAGUGCCUCUUUGUCCGCCCCCUUAAGUAACACAGGGCUUGUCCAGCUUUCUCAGUCUCCACAUGCUGUUCCUGGAGGACCCCAAGCACAGGCUACCAUGACCCCUCCCCCAAACCUUACUCCUCCUCCUAUGAAUUUGCCACCUCCCCUUUUGCAGCGUAAUAUGACUUCAUCGAAUAUUGGAAUCUCCCACACCCAAAGACUGCAGACUCAGAUGGCCAGCAAAGGUCAUGUUUCUGUAAGAACCAAAUCCACGCCUCUGCCACCUGCUGCUGCAGCCCAUCAGCCACAAAUUUAUGGGCGUGCUUCACAGACUGUAGCCAUGCAAGGGCCUGCACGGACCUUAACAAUGCAGCGUGGUAUGAACAUGAGUGUAAAUUUGAUGCCAGCCCCAGCUUAUAAUGUCAAUUCAGUGAACAUGAAUAUGAAUACCCUUAAUGCUAUGAAUGGUUAUAGCAUGUCCCAGCCAAUGAUGAAUAGUGGAUAUCACAGUAAUCAUGGGUAUAUGAAUCAAACACCCCAGUACCCUAUGCAGAUGCAGAUGGGGAUGAUGGGAACUCAGCCAUAUGCACAGCAGCCAAUGCAGACAGCACCCCACAGUAACAUGAUGUACACUCCUCCGGGCCAUCACGGCUACAUGAAUACAGGCAUGUCUAAGCAGUCUCUCAAUGGAUCCUACAUGAGAAGGUAGGCCCUUUGGAGAGACACUACCAAACUGGCGUAUCGGAUUGAUCUGCACAAAUACCUUUUGGAGAGUACGAUUUCAAAACCAGCAAUUGGUGUGAAUGCAAAAACAUUUGUUGGCACCAUUUAAAAGCUGUAUGCAGCAGAAAGCCUUAUACAAUUUUUUCUUUAUUUCUUGUUUUGUUUUUUUUCAGUUUUUUUUGUUUUGCUUUUUUUUAACUUUGAGAUUUAACUUCUCUUUUCUUUGGGGGGAAUUAAGUGGUUUUCCAUUUUUUAUUUCAUUGAGCUUGAAAUUCUCUGGAAAGGAAGAACUCUUUCUAUGAACUGCAAUUACACAGCAGCUGAUGGUUCAGAGCCAUUUUAUGUGCCUGCUCCCAUUAAAAAUGUGGAUAAAUAGACUCCAAAACUAUCAGACAGUACUGGAUCAUGAGCUUUUUCUCUCUCCUUUCCCCACAUGUAAAUGCCUUUUAGCAGUUCUUUUAUUGUAUUAUUUUGUUUCUGAAGGUGACACUUCUGCAUGCCGCUAAUGUCUUUGUUAGUGACAGUGCAUUUUGUAGUACUGUACAAGUGUUGUGCUUAACAGUAAGCCAUUUCUUAAUUUUUUUGCCUUGAUUGGGUUACCCUAGUUUGAAGGGUAAAAAAACCAGAACUAUAUUUUUGUUAAUUAUAAAACUUGUAAAAAUAAUAAAAAAAGCUGCAAAAAGCUAUUCACAUUUUGGUUAGUUCAAAGGGUUUUAUUGCUGUAUGUUUAGUGUAAAGUUGAGACUCUUUUCCAUUUUUGUGACCAGUUUCUUUGGGGCUGGGAUAGGAAAAAAGGCAGCUUUCUGUUUUAUAAAUACUGUUAUGUUUUUUUGUUGAUCAAAACAUCUCAGUGUUUAUUUGUCAAGUUUUGAAACAUUUUCGUAUAUGUCCAAAUACUUGGCAGGAUUUAAAAAAAAAAAAAAAGUAGUGAAUUUGGUGUAAAGUUGCUAUUUUAUGGAAAUGCCUCUAACUUUACAUUUUCAUUCCAUCUGUAGAUUUUUCUAUCUUUAUAAAAUAUUGGAGUUAUUUUUUAAGGGAAAAAAAUAGAGCAGUAGCGUGUGAAUAGCUCAAACUAAGCUUACAGAUCGCAUGUAAAAAGGCAAAAGUUAUUUGUGUCUGUUUAUAUUGCUUCCUUUUUGUAGCCUUUGUACCUGUACAGAGUGACUGUAAGGGCCGAACAGAAGAGGCUUGAUACAUGUAAAAAUAGGACCCAGUGACACUCUUGUAUUUAUCUGUUAUCUUUUUAGUCAGUCACUUAAAAAAAAAUACCCACAAAAAACCCACCCAAGCAACAAAAAUAAAAACUGCAAAAAACAACACCCCCCUCCCAAGCUGUACAUUUUAACAUAAAAUAAAUUAUGAUGAGCCA